AAAUCCAGUGUGGAACCGUGUUGUGAGCGUUUAAUUGAUUGCUUCUGUGCUCUCUUUCAAUCUUUCCCUUCCAAAGUCGCUCAGCUUGAAAAGGGGCCAUCUCAUUCUUAGCUGCGAAGAAAAUGGUUCUCACAAAUUUCAGUGGUACCGGUGUAGGAUUUGGUUUUGGUGUCGGUUGUGGUUUCGGCGUAGGGUGGGGCUUCGGAGGCAUGCCGAUAAACAUUUUGGGUCUAGGUGCAGGCGGUGGCUGUGGGAUUGGUCUAGGCCUUGGAUGGGGCUUUGGCACUGGCUUUGGUAGUCAAUAUAGGUCAUCUAGGGUCACAUUCCAUGGCAUAGAAUUUGGAAGAAAGGAAGAAAGUGAUGGCGGUGAGUCUAAAGCUCUGUUGAAGAGCUCAUGGGAAGGUCGUGCAUCACAGUAUCUCAAAUCUUCGUUGUUACAUAUGUCUUUGGCCUCUCAUCUCUUACUCUUCAUGCAAUCUGUUGGAGAAUUUCAUGCAUACUUCUCUUCAGAAUCCAACGAGAUAAACAUGGCUGACCAGCGAGUUUUUACUCUCUCACAGGUCGCCCAACACAAAUCCAAGAAGGAUUGCUGGCUUGUUAUUGAUGGCAGGGUACUUGACGUGACCAAGUUCUUGGAGGAGCACCCAGGGGGAGAAGAGGUGCUGAUAGAGUCAGCGGGAAAGGAUGCAAGUAAGGAGUUCAAGGACAUUGGACACAGCAAUGCAGCCCAGAACUUACUCCUCAAGUACCAGGUGGGUGUUCUUCCAGGUUUCACUUUCAAAGAGGGGAAGAUCGUGGAUUCUUCUAUCAGGGAACCCAAGAAAAAGGAAAUGAGUGCUUUUGUGAUCAAGGACGAUGGCCUGCCCAAGUACGCAGCUUUUCUCGAGUUCUUUGUGCCCCUUUUGGUCGCUGGUUCCUACUUCAGUUACAGAUACCUUACCAGGCUUGUCAAUUAAAUCCACAGGAUCGACGGUGGAUUAUAUAAAUCCCUCGUUUUAUUAAUUAGAUCCACUUCAUCAGUUGUGGAUCAUUUAUUCCUCUUUGUUUCAUCUGCAGCCGUUUACUUAUCAGUUAUGUAUUCCAAUUACUUGAACAAAGUGAUGUAAUUUUCGUUGGCUCAUUUCAAAUGUGUCAACUGUCAAUGGGCAAUUUACCUUUUUUAAGUUUAAAAAAAAAAAAAUUCUCAAACUCUGUCCGGAAAAAUUAUUUUUCC
Manihot esculenta (cassava) is the source of this 1213-nucleotide messenger RNA. RefSeq lists its product as uncharacterized. NCBI's taxonomy places the organism in Eukaryota, Viridiplantae, Streptophyta, Magnoliopsida, Malpighiales, Euphorbiaceae. The transcript is spliced from 7 exons. Gene Ontology annotation, molecular function: heme binding. Bases 123 to 956 code for a protein of 277 amino acids. The record is from RefSeq and is a predicted model, not a curated record. Gene Ontology annotation, cellular component: intracellular membrane-bounded organelle; membrane.